Messenger RNA from Cavenderia fasciculata, 1524 nucleotides. RefSeq lists its product as uncharacterized. The record is from RefSeq and is a predicted model, not a curated record. NCBI's taxonomy places the organism in Eukaryota, Evosea, Eumycetozoa, Acytosteliales, Cavenderiaceae. Bases 1 to 1524 code for a protein of 507 amino acids. The transcript is spliced from 4 exons.
AUGGAUGGAAAUCCAAAAGAGACAACAAAACCAUUCAUAACUACUUAUGGAGCAAACUUUUCUUUUGUUGGUAGAGAUGAACCUAUCGAGUUUAUUAUAAAAAACUCAAAAGAGGUCAUUAAACACUUUAGUCUUUCAUCUGAAGCAUGGGUGCGAUCAUCAAUGUUUAUAGUUACAGGUGCCCCUGGAAUUGGAAAAACUAGAAUUCUAUCUGAAUUUCCAUCCAUUCUACACCAACAACUUAAAGAUCGGGUAGCACAUAGUGUCGGCCUCUAUUUAUCAUUUGCCGAUUAUUACAACGUUGAAUCAGAGAAAAUAUCUAUUAUGACAUCAUUUUCUCUCAGAGUCUUGUAUGCCUAUUUUAACCUCAGCAUUGGUUUUUUUCAAUUUUUGGAUCUUUGGAUCACUCAAUUUCCAGGUAUUCUUCUUUCUACUAAUCUAGCGAUGGAGUACGACUCUCACCACUUACUUUUGGAUUCAAGUCGUCACCAAGAGAAAUUUUCAAAAUUACAAACACUUCAGAUGCAACUUGGGAGUUUCCAAUGUAGUAUUAAUAGUAUCUUUAUUGUCCCUGUCAUUGGUGGAGCAGAAUCUAUUGAGCAUGGGUUUUCAUCAUCUUAUCGUUACUAUAGCGUUCCAGUUGACCAACUAGAAACCUUGUCACCCAAUAGUCCAGUUCGACAAAUUAUAUCCCAAACAAAGUUUAAAGACUAUUGGGAUUUACCAGCUUUCAAAUAUGCACUCAUGUUUGUCGGUGGAUGGCCAAGACUUUUAGAAACACUUUUAAAUGUAAUGAAUGAUAUGGGAACGACAAUUUAUGCAACAUACCAAGAUUAUCGAGAGGUUCUUACCCAGACACGUCAUCGACUAGAAAAACAUCUAGGUCUCGACACUGCAAACAACACCUUUUUUCCCACUUUAUUGGCAUAUUCUAUUACAUGUAAAACUGUUUGGUCUUGGGAAACUAGUUGCCCAGAAGCAGAUUCUCCCACAUUUAAAGAGUUUGAACAACUUGGGGUGAUUACAAGAUACAAUGAUGGUGUUUGCUUUCCACUACUUUUUAUAGAUUGGAACUCCAUUGAUCUCCAAGAAGAACCCUCUUUUGGUCUUUUAUUAGGAAGAGGAUUAAAGUCAACUUUAUUACAAGUGGAUUACCAAAGAAAAGAAGUACUACCAAUAGACAAGAGAUUCCUAGGGAUUAAAAAAGAAACAUUUUUAGGUGGCCAUACUAGAUUAUUUCUUAAAGGAGAAUCUUUAGAUUUUGAUUUCCUAUCAUUACUAACUGGGACGAUUGAUGGACCAAGAGUUUUCUUUGCAUGUCAAUCCAAACUAGAAAUUAACCUUGUUAAAGAAGAAUGGUCUAAGGCAAUAGGUGACAUGGCCUCCACUUUGCUUGAAAUGUUAUCUAAAAAUGUAAUUCAUAUUCCUUCAAAUCAAAAUGAAACAGUUCACUUUGUUGUAGUUGAUAGAACAGCCUCUUUCUAUUCUCCCAAUUUCAUUAAUUUACUUCAACAUCUUACUUGA